AUGCUUAGUCUCAUAUUGGAUCAUGUUGAGAACCCAGGUCCAAGAUUAUUCAACUUAUUACAACGACGUGAUGCUUGUUUUCAUGCUCAAUUAAUCGCAACAAAACCAUAUUUUCAAGCAUCAGCUAAUGAAAUUCAAUCAAUCAAAAGCAAAGAUAUUGAAGCGGCUCUUGACAACAAUACCAAAAGAACAUACAAUACAGAAACAAAUAGUGCAUUAAAUAAACUUUUACAACAUAUAAAAACUGUCGGUGGUCGAGUUAUGGGAUCAGCAUAUUCAAGAACAGCUUUACGUACUCGUAUACAUGCACUUAUUUUUAACCAAGGUUUACCGAGUAUAUUUCUUACAAUAAAUCCAGCUGACAUCCAUAGUCCUGUAGCAUUAUAUUUUGCUGGUGUUCAACUCAAUCUUGAUAAAAUUCAAAAUGAACAACUUAUGGAUACUUAUCGAAGAGCCGAAAUUAUAGCAUCUCAUCCAGUUGCUACUGCCAAAUUUUUCCAUGUAUUGAUCAGCAAUAUCUUGGAAACUAUGAUAAUGGGUGGAGUUCUCGGACCAAUAAAGACUUAUUUUGGUACGGUCGAAAGUCAAGGCCGAGGUUCACUUCAUUUACAUCUUCUUAUUUGGCUUGAUCAUGAUAUGAAACCAACUGAUAUGAAAGAAAAAAUUCAAGAUGCUACUUUUCGUAACAAGUUAAUAGCAUAUUUAGAAGAUAUCAUCAAAGAAGAUUUAGAUGAUUUCAAAGAGAAACAAGUCAUCGAAUCUUCUGACGAACCACAAUCAUCACAAAACAAUAUUUAUACUGCUUUACGUACUAUUGAUUUGACAGGCACUGUAGAAAAUACACAUCAGUCGCCUCUUUUUUCAACACCAACCAAGCAGCAUUUACCUUCUCAAUCGAUUCCAUCUCGAUCACCAUCAAUUCCAUAUAGAUCUCCAGUAUCAAGUCCAGUGGCACAAACACCAACACAUGAUCGAUCUGCAUUUGUAUUUUCAGAUAUGAAUGUGUCAUCUAAUCAAUCAAAAUUACCUCCAGCCUGUUUACCCACUCCAAAUCCAUCGUCGCCUAAUUUUAAAUCAAAAUUUCGUGCACAUGUAGCACAAGUUGCUGAAUCUAGCAAUACUCAUAGACACUGUGAUACAUGUUUUAAAUACUGCAAUGGUGGCAAAAAGAUUUGUCGAUCGAUUAUGCCACGAAAACGGGUACCAGUAUCAACAAUCGAUCCAGAAACUGGUCGUAUUUGUAUGAAACGAUCAGAUCCAUGGAUGAAUAAUUUCAACGAAUAUAUUAUCUCAGCUUGCCGAUCCAAUAUGGAUAUUAAAUUUAUUUGGACCGGAAAUGAUGCCAAAGCUUUAGUUUACUAUAUUACCGAUUAUGUCACAAAGAUGAAUCUAUCUUUUCAUGAUACAUUUUCUCUUGUCCAAAAAAGUAUUACAUCAUUACAAAAUCCAAACAAUCAAGUAGACAAGGAAAAUGUAAUUGAAAAAUCACGUAAACUCGUUUUACGUUGUUAUAAUGCACUUGCUUCACAACAAGAAUUAUCCGGUGUGCAAGUUGCUUCUUAUCUUAUGAAUUGGGAUGACCAUUACACAACACAUAAAUUUCGAGGUCUUUAUCUAAUUCAAACUGAACGAUUUUUACAAUCUGAAUUGAAUGAAAUGCGUGCGAAACAAAAUCUUCAAUCAACAUCACAAGAUGUAAUUGAUGAUGAAGAUAUAUUUGAUGAUGAGACAAUUAUUGAGGAAAACAACGAUGAAGAACAUUUCCAAGUUCAACCGGCGGGAGAUAAAAACAAUUUUAUACUUGUUAAUACACGCGUUGAUUAUCAAUAUCGUUCAAACAACCUCAACAACACUUGUUUAUAUGACUUUGUCAGUACAUUUUAUAAGAAAAAAAUUAAUGAAACAGAUAUAAAAUAUUUAUCAAAAUCCUAUACGACUGAAAAACGACAAGAUAAUCAAAAAGGUCGACCAUCUAAUGAACGAUUUUUUUUUCACAAAGAUCAUCCUCAAGCAACAACACAUCUACUCAUGAAAUACAGUGAGGCUCAUGUACCUGUUCUUUAUGGUCCUCAAAUUCCUCGACAAGAUCGCGAUGAUACUCGAGAACGAUACAAUCGUGCACUUCUCACACUUUUCGUACCAUGGCGCAAUGUAAUUGAUCUUUGUGACAUCAAUCAAACAUGGGAAGAUGCAUUAGAAUCUCGAAAACAUCGUAUUUCGGCUCAUUCAUGGAAGAUUAUAGAAAAUAUUCAACUUUUACAUGAAUGUAAAAAAGAUCGUGAUGAACAUUUACUUCAAGUUAUUGCUGAAGCACAGGUCGAUAAUGAUUCGAUUGAUCCUGCAUUUUUACCAUCAAAUCAAGGUGCUGAUGGUGAACACGAAGCAGAUGACAUCGACGAUUUGAUUCAAUUAAUAGGCAGUGUAGAUGAAUUUACAGCUGCUACAAUCAAUGCCACGAAAAAAUCAACAGAAAACGUAUAUAUUCGAGAAACGAUUGAAGCUGUGGAAAAAGUUGGACGGUUUAAUCAUAUGAAUCGUCAUGAUCAACAUGUUUCAAAUACAGGCAUUGAUCAACAAAUUGUACCGUUUGUUUCCGCAACACCUAAUCUCAUUAAACUUAAUUCAAAAUGGCAAGAUCAAUUGAAGAAUGAAAAGGAACGAAUCAGGCGCAGUUUGAUUUCGGGAAAACAUAACAAUGAUGAUGAUAUAUUGGAUUUUAAUGAUGUAACUGACGCCGUUGUAACGGUAGUCAAUCCAUAUGAUAAUCGAAAUAAUGUCGAAAAAAAAACAUCAAUUCCACCAGUACUUGUAGUUAAAAACAAUUUCUCAACUCAAAACAGCAUCAUUGAUGAAUUCACAUUGAACAAGGAACAAAGAGCUGCAUUCUUGAUAAUAACAAGUCAUCUCGAUGGUGACAAUCGAUGUCGUACAGGUGACAAUAAUGGUCAGCUCAUUAUGUGUAUACCUGGAUGUGGUGGAACGGGCAAAUCACAAUUGAUUCGUGCUCUUACAAAAUAUUUUCUCAUCACAAAAAGAAUGCAAAUGAUGCGAAAACUUGCACCUACCGGAAUUGCAGCAGCUGAAAUUGAUGGCAUGACAAUUCAUUCAUUCUUAGGUGAACAACGUAAUUCAAGAAAGCCACGUACCAUUAAACCAGGUGAUUCCAAACUUGAAAAAGAAUGGCGAUCUGUUGAAUAUCUCUUAAUUGAUGAGAUGAGUAUGGUUGGCUUAACUUUAUUAGGAAAACUCAAUAGAAUUAUUUGUUCUGCAAAACAUGUCGAUCCUCAAGUUCCAUUUGGUGGUGUGAACGUAAUCUUCUUUGGUGACUACUUACAAUAUCGACCAGUCUAUGAUUCACCAUUGCAUACUGAUUUUUCAUUACCAUCAAAAAAGAGACAAGGAAAACUACUAUCUGAAAAAGAAAUUCAACAACGUGUUGCACGUUCUUUAAUUCUUCAAAUGAAUUGUGUGGUGAAACUUACACAACAGAUGCGAACAGAAGAUUUACGAUGUCUUCAACUACUCGAUCGGCUUCGUCAUGGACAAUGCAAUUAUGACGAUUAUGAAUUAUUACAAACACGAAUUGUUGGCCAACCAUCCAUAGAAUCUCUACAUGAUUCACCAUGGAACAAAGCUCCUAUUCUCGUGUUUCGAAAUGAAAUUCGAACAAAAUUAAACAACAAGGCAUCAAUUCAUAAUGCAACUCAAAUAGAUCACCCACUGAUGGUAUGUGUCGCGCAAGAUACUUGCAAAGGCAAACCAAUCGAAGAUCCAAUAUUGAUUAAAAAUUUAUUAGAAUUAUCUGAUAGCAAAACAGAGCAUUUACCUGGUUUACUACCUUUUGUUCCAGGCAUGCCUGUCAUUUUAACACAAAAUAUUGCUACUGAACUGGGUCUUAUCAAUGGUAUUAAAGGAACCUUUCGACAAUUAGUAUAUCACGAAGAAUCGGUGUCAACAGAAGCUUUGUCGGAAAUGUUUCCGAACAAUACACAAUUUAUUCGUCGACCAAUAUAUGCUUUGAUCGAGAUUAAUAAGUCCAAGAUCGAAUGCAAACUUCAAGAUCUUGAACCAAAACUUAUUCCAAUCCCGUUAGUAGAACAAACAUUUCGUGUCGACAUUGCCGAUAUUCUUCCAAAAGACAAAAAACCAAAAUCAAAUCAAAAGACAAUUUUAUCAAUUAAACGAUCUGCACUACCACUUGUACCUGCUUAUUGUAUUACAACACAUAAAAGCCAAGGUCAAACUUUGAAUAAAGUGAUUAUUGAUUUAAAAUUACCAAAUGAAACUGAUGAUAUUGCAGCAGUAUAUGUACCAUUAUCUCGUGUGAAACGUUUAGUUGAUUUAGCUAUUCUACGACCAUUCGAUUACAAAGUUUUACUUAUGAAACCAAAUAAAUCUCAAGUUGCUGAGAUGGAACAACUUGAUCAACUGUAUAUCAACACACGAUUACGUUUCCCGGAAUGGUUUCAAUAA
Rotaria sordida is the source of this 4473-nucleotide messenger RNA. The record is from the annotation of a GenBank genome assembly. Lineage: Eukaryota; Metazoa; Rotifera; Eurotatoria; Philodinida; Philodinidae.